UCCAAAACCCGAACUCAUAGGAGUGAAUCGAGUGAUGCUCUCUUGGCCUCCACCUGCUAUCCAUUCCCAAGCUCUCUGAUGCUCUAAAAACUGCCAAAAACCCUCAAAAUUUUCUCUCAUUUUCUCUCUAAUGGAAGGUACCCUUUUCCCAAACAGGCCUUCAUUCCCAAUUCCAAGGACAAAAUCAACUCAACCCAACCACCCCCAUGUGAAAUUCAACCCUGCAACUCUUCCUCUCCCUCCCCAAUCCCCAUCUCCUCCUUCUCUGCCAUUGGACUCUCUCCUUCAGCAUCUGCUUCACUUCUCUUCACCUACCCACAAGCCCAAACCCAUCAACCCACCUAAAACCAAUUUGAAGAAAUUCAGUGCUGUUUCAGUGUCACAGUUGGAGGGCAGUGUAGAGGAGGCUCAAUCACCAGAUGGGUCUGUAGAAUUCUUGUCAAGGAAGGGUAAGUUUCUGCUGAAUUCCAUUGUGGAACACCCUUUACCUGGUUUGAAUGAUUUCUUUGAUUCUGUGAAGUUUGAGUUGCUUGAUGUUGAUUUGGUUAGUCUCUUGAAGGGGUUAGAUCUUUCGGGCAAUUGGAAAAGAGCUGUUUUGUUGUUUAAAUGGGCUAUUUUGAAUUUAUACUCUAGAAAUGAGAAGAUAGAUAAUCAGCUUGUUGAACUGAUGGUUAGGAUUCUUGGGAGGGAGUCUCAGCAUUCGGUUGCAUUGAGGCUGCUUGAUGAAAUUUCUGUUGAGGAAUAUUCACUGGAUGUCCGAGCCUGGACAACCAUUCUUCAUGCAUAUUCUCGUAUUGGCAAGUAUGAGAGAGCGAUUACUAUGUUUGAGAAAAUGAGGAAGACGGGCCUAUCUCCAACUCUGGUCACCUAUAAUGUCAUGCUUGAUGUUUAUGGGAAGAUGGGUAGGUCUUGGAAUAAAAUUAUAGGCCUCUUGGAUGAGAUGAGAAGCAAUGGACUUGAGUUUGAUGAGUUCACUUGCAGCACUGUGAUAUCUGCUUGUGGGAGAGAGGGGCUGUUGGAUGAAGCCAGGAAGUUCUUUGCCAGAUUGAAGUCAGAGGGUUAUGUUGCGGGAACUUUUACUUACAAUUCUUUGUUGCAGGUGUUUGGGAAGGCCGGGAUUUACUCAGAGGCUUUGAGUAUUUUGAAAGAGAUGGAGAAAAAUAACUGCCCACCUGACUUGGUGACUUACAAUGAGCUUGUGGCAGCUUAUGUAAGAGCAGGGUUCCAUGAGGAAGGAGCUGACUUCAUAGAUACAAUGAUCCGUAAGGGAAUAAUGCCAAAUGCCAUCACAUAUACUACUGUCAUAAAUGCCUAUGGCAAAGCUGGAAAGGAGGACAAGGCCUUGAGUUUCUUCAGGCAGAUGAAGGAAUCGGGUUGUGUUCCUAAUGUGUGUACAUAUAAUGCCAUCCUUGGUAUGUUGGGGAAGAAGUCACGGUUAGAAGAGAUGAUAGAUAUGCUUUGUGAUAUGAGAUCAAAUGGAUGUGCCCCUAACUCAGUUACCUGGAAUACAAUGCUUGCCAUGUGUGGAAAUAAGGGUAUGCACAAGUAUGUGAACCGGGUAUUCCGUGAGAUGAAGAGUUGUGGUUUUGAGCCUAACAGAGACACAUUUAAUGCUUUGAUUGGUGCAUAUGGCCGAUGUGGGUCCCAAAUUGAUGUCGUCAAAAUGUAUGAGGAAAUGAUUAAAGCUGGGUAUACUCCAUGUGUUACAACUUACAAUGCACUUCUGAAUGCACUUGCUCGGCGAGGGGAUUGGGAAGCAGCAGAGUCUGUGAUUCUAGACAUGAAGAACAAGGGAUUUAAGCCUAAUGAAACCUCAUACUCAUUGAUGCUCAAUUGUUAUGCAAAGGGAGGGAACGGGAAGGGGAUAGAGAAGAUUGAGGAAGAAAUUUAUAAUGGACAUAUUUUUCCCAGCUGGAUACUUUUGAGAACCCUAGUUCUUGCAAACUUCAAGCGUAGAGCACUGAUGGGCAUGGAGAGAGCAUUUCAAGAAUUUUGCAAGCAUGGAUACAAACCUGAUUUGGUUUUGUUUAACUCAAUGCUUUCGAUUUUUGCCAAGAACAAGAUGUAUGAUCGUGCCCAUGAGAUGCUGCGGUUGAUACGUGAGAGUGGAUUGCAGCCUGAUCUAGUCACAUACAAUAGCUUGAUGGACAUGUAUGCCAGAGGGGGAGAGUGUUGGAAAGGAGAAGAAAUCCUCAAAGGGAUACAAAAAUCUGGCGGAAAACCGGACCUUGUUUCUUAUAACACUGUAAUCAAAGGAUUUUGUAGGCAAGGGCUCAUGCAGGAGGCAAUAAGAACUCUCUCAGAGAUGACAAUUAGUGGGAUCCGACCUUGUAUAGUCACUUACAAUACUUUUGUAGCAGGCUAUUCAGGGAAAGGAAUGUUUAGUGAAGUUGAAGAGGUGAUCAGUUAUAUGAUUCAGCAUGAUUGCAGACCCAAUGAGCUAACCUAUAAGAUUGUGGUGGAUGGUUAUUGUAAAGGCAAAAAAUACAAAGAAGCUAUGGAUUUUGUGUCAAAUAUUACAGAGAUGGAUAAGUCCUUCGAUGAUCAAUCAUUGCGAAGGCUCACUUUCCGUAUUAGGGAGCAUAUGGAAUUAUGAUUUUGUAAAUUAUCACUUUUGGAUAUUCAUCGUUAGUUGCUUGGGCUUUUUGGGCACAUAUCACUGUCAAAAAAUUGUUUUAGCACUCACUGAUUCAUUUGUAAUUUUCUCAGGUGAGUCUCCAAUUCCUAAAGAUAUUAUAUGAAUUUUGAUCACAAGAAAAGAUAUGGGCACACAUUUUAUUGAUGUUGUUACUUCAUCAAGGUUCAGAUUCUUCUACAGUGAUAUUUCAGCAUGAAUGUUAGCUUUGAACUUAAGAUAGCUGAACAGAAAACAACAACAAAUCUAUUUUUUCUUGCUGUUACAUUUGACUUCUAACAGUUUGUAAUCUGAAGGUUACUCCAAAGGUUCCUGAAAUGGAUUUCAGCAAUUGUUGCAGCAGCAGCAGGAGUUUCCCAUGUUUUUGAACAUAUGCAAUUGCUUGUUAGAUUGUUUUUUGUUUCAAAAUAUUGUCAAUGAUGUGAUAAACAAGAUAGGAGUUGAAUCAUGUAGAAGGGUUCAAGUAUCCAGGAUUACAUAUUCCUUUGAAAAUGCUAAGCUCUUAUAUAUAGUAAAGCAGGUUGUAUCUACACUCAGCUUAUGCAGCUGCUUCCAUCCUUCUACCUCCUGGCUUCUCUUCUUUUGUAUGCUUGUGUUGUUACUUAGAAAGUUAUAAUUUGGGCUCUCCAUUGAAGAAUGCCCGAGAAAUCUUCGAACAGGAUGAAAAACGGACACAAAACUCUGCUACUCAAGCCUCAAGGGUGCUAUAAUUUUGUUGAUGGUUGAUACUCUCCCUGUCUUUGUUUCAGUUCUAAAUAGAGUUCUUCAUUUAACUUCUAGGGUUUCAGAUAUUUGUUUUUCAAUUCUGUUUCAGGUUGGAUUCCCUAUAAAUUUUUGGAUUCUGCAGAUUUUUCUUCUCCUAUUUUCAGUCCCAUCCAUUAAAGAUGUUCCUGUUUUGUCCUCAAUUUACAGGUAUGUAGAAAACUGUUUCAUAUCUCUCUGAAUUUGCAUUAUUUUGCAGAUUAGUUGGUACUAGUCCUUGUUUAGGAUAGCUUCUUGUUUUCGGCUUCAGCUAAAAGCCUUAAUUUCAACUGGUCAAUGUUGAUGCAAAGAAAUUUUAAUUAAAUAUGAAACCUCUCAGCAUAAGUUAACAAAGGGCUUCUUCAAAAAGUAACAUUAUCUUGGUUUUCAUAUUAAACUUUAAGAAGCCUUUUUAGUAAAAUUAUCGAAAUAUAUCAAGAAAUUGAGUUUAAAAACGAACUGCUCAAAAUUAUCCAAAGAAUUAUCCUUCUAUCUAUUUCUUAAACUAGUUUCUCAGUCACUUCCUUUGGGUUCGUCUGCUUGGAUGUUUUCCGGGUAUAAUAAACUUAGUCCUUGCACUUGGGGAUUAGUCGACCAAAGGAAUACCCAGGCAACUUUGUUGAUAGUAUUGACAACUUUCAAGUAAAUAUUGGUGGAUUGUGGAAGAAAUUGACUAACCUUGUUCACUAAAUUGAUGUGAAAAUUGAACAUAGAGUGGAAAUAACACAGAUCUAAUUAUCUGAGUUUUGUUGAGCAGAUCAUUCAUACUUACUUUGAGUAAGAUAAAGACUAGGCUUAUUGAAGGAUAGAUGUUCACAAAACAUUACUAGAAAGAAUUGGGAGGCAGCCAUUUGAAGAAAACUGACAAUUGCUAUUUUGCUAAUUAUUUGAAGGAAUAGAUUGGUAGUUUGGUACCUAAAAUUGAUAGAGUCCAUUUGCAUGGUUAAGCUUCCCUUUAAGGAGUGUUUUCUUUGUACCAGAAUCCUUCAUGAUAUAGAAAAAAUGUAUUAUUAUC
Messenger RNA from Vitis riparia (riverbank grape), 4391 nucleotides. Its product is annotated as pentatricopeptide repeat-containing protein At2g18940, chloroplastic. The transcript has a single exon. Gene Ontology annotation, molecular function: protein binding. The record is from RefSeq and is a predicted model, not a curated record. Bases 131 to 2596 code for a protein of 821 amino acids. Lineage: Eukaryota; Viridiplantae; Streptophyta; Magnoliopsida; Vitales; Vitaceae.